CCGAGCACGUGCCACGCGGCGGCACAGUUCAACAUCGGGCCGCGCUGCCGCCGCUCCAAGCAGCAGUUGCAUCGAUCGGGCCGGCCGCGAAGGGCCCGCUGCAGACUCGCCCGCUCAUGAGUCUGAGCGCAGAGUACCUGGACAUGGACAAGGGGGACGCCGGGCCGGGCAAGCGCCGGGGCUUCUUCGUGAGCCACAGGUGCCUCGCCGCCGCCGCGCUCCUAGUCCUGGCUGCACUGGUGGUCGUCGGCCUAGCCACCCGCUACCUGUCCCCGGAGGCCUCCGGCGCCCUCCAGCACGCCCCCCAGGAGCCGUCGGCCCCCGUGGUACGCGUCACCGACCUCCGACUGCCCAGGAGCGUGCAGCCGCUCCACUACGAGGUCGAGCUGUCACCCCGGCUCUUCGGGGACUUCGCGUUCACGGGCGCCGUGGCGGUCACCAUGCACUGCCUGAGCGCCACGGACGCCGUGGUCAUGCACUCCAAGGACCUGAACGUGUCCGACGUGUCUGUGGAGGAGACGACCAGCAACGUCCUGGUGCCGUGCGGUGCGCCGGUCCACGACGCGGCGCGGCAGUUCCUCCGCUUGCCGCUGCACAAGACGCUCAGUGCGGGCACCAACUACACGCUGAGGAUGCGCUUCCGAGGCUGGCUCAACGACGACCUGGCCGGCUUCUACCGGAGCUCGUACACGGACGCCGCCGGCAACAAGAGGUGGCUGGCCGCGACGCAGUUCCAGGCGACGGAUGCCCGGAGGGCGUUCCCAUGCUUCGACGAACCCGACAUGAAGGCCACGUUUGCCGUGACCAUGGUGCGGCCGAGCAACCUCACCGCCAUCUCCAACAUGCCGCUCAAGUCCUCCGUCGACAGGGGGAACGGUUUGAUAGCCGACACCUUCGAAACCACGGUAAAGAUGUCCACGUACCUGCUGGCGUUCGUGGUUUCCGACUUCCAGUUUCACGGCAACGAAAAGUUCAAAGUGUGGGCGCGGGCAGACGCCAUCACUGCAGUGGAGUAUUCCUUGUCCAUAGGGCCCAGGAUCCUGGAGUACUACGAGGAAUACUUCUCCAUAAAGUAUCCGCUUCCCAAGACAGAUAUGAUCGCGCUGCCCGACUUCAGCGCCGGCGCCAUGGAGAACUGGGGGCUGGUCACCUUUCGGGAGACGUCGCUGCUCUUCAACAAGGGCGCCUCCUCUUCCUACAACAAGCAGCGAGUGGCCGAGGUGGUGGCCCACGAACUCGCCCACCAGUGGUUUGGAAACCUGGUGACGAUGGAAUGGUGGGACGACCUGUGGCUCAACGAGGGAUUCGCCACUUACGUCGAAUACAUCGGCACCGAUGUCGUCCACAAAGACUGGGGAAUGCUGGACCAGAUUGUGGUGAACGAAGUGCAGUCCGUCAUGGAGCUGGACGCCUUAAAAUCCUCCCACCCGGUCUCUGUGCCCGUGGAUAAUCCGGACGAAAUCAGCGAGAACUUCGACAAGAUCUCUUACUCCAAGGGCGCGUCUAUUAUACGGAUGAUGUGUUACUUCCUCACUGAGAAAAUCUUCAGGAAGGGUGUCACGAAUUACCUCAGAAAGAGGGCCUACGCCAAUGCCAAGCAAGAUGACCUAUGGGCGGAGCUCACGAUGGCCCAGGUGCAAGAUCCGCCGGUGGACGUGAAGAAAGUGAUGGACACCUGGACGCUUCAGACGGGCUUUCCGGUGGUCACCGUGAACAGGUCAUACGACCAAAGAACCGCCGUCCUCACGCAGAAGCGCUUCCUUUUGGACGAAGGCGCUGCCAAAAGCGUUCUGUGGCAAAUUCCGAUCACGUAUACAGACUCCGUCCAUCGAAACUGGAACGACACGACUCCCAGGGUGUGGCUGAAUGACGAAUCAGUGAGCAUAUCGCAGCUGCCGGCCGCGUCGGAGUGGUUCAUUGCCAACGUCCAGGAGGUUGGCUACUACAAAGUCAAUUACGACGAGCGAAACUGGAACCUGCUCAUAACGCAGCUGUUGACGGGACACACGGAAAUUCAUGAAAACAACCGAGCCCAAAUAAUUGACGACAUCUUGGAUUUAGCAAGAGCUGGCGUCGUCGACUACAAGCUCGCCCUGAAGGUCACAGAAUACCUUCCGCGUGAAACCGAGUACAUUCCAUGGGAUGCGGCAUUUAGCAACUUACUCUUCCUCGGCAGCAGACUGGAUACCAAAGAAGUGUACGGCAUCUGGAUGAAAUACGUCUUGACUCUCAUCAAGCCAAAUUAUGACCGACUCUCGUGGGACCAAGUUGAAGGAGAGUCAGUCCUUACAUCCUACCUGCGAGCGGACACCUACUCGAUUGCUUGCAAGUACGGCCAGAAGGACUGCGUCGACCAUGCGGUCAGACUCUUGCAGUCAUGGAGAAGCAACGCACAGGGCUCCAACCCAAUCAAUCCGGACUACCGGCCGUUCGUUUACUGCACAGCAGUCGCCCACGGAGACUAUGACGACUGGCAAUUUUUGUGGCGGACGUACAACGAAACCAAGGAUGCUUCAGAAAAGUCCAAGAUACUUUCCAGUCUGGGAUGUUCCAAGGAACCCUGGAUAUUGACCAGUUUCCUGGAGAAGGUCAUCACGCCGAGUUCCGGAAUCCGUCGCCAGGACGGCGCUGCGGUCUUUACUUCAGUGGGGAGCUCCGUCUACGGACGAAGCAUCGCUUUCAACUUCCUUUUGAGCAACUGGGCCCAAAUCCACAAAAUGUACGCGGGCAGCGCAUUUACCCUGCCGCGGGUAUUCUCUGCGGCGACAGGGAACAUCCGUUCUCGGUUCGAGCUGGAUCAGCUCAAGACCUUCUACAAACAGAACCAAGGAACCGUUUCGUCGAUAGAGCGAACUUACAGACAGACCGUAGAGAGGGCCGAGUUCAACAUGCGGUGGAUGGACAAGAACUACGAGAAGAUAGGCGAGUGGCUCGUCGCCAAGAGCGGAUAAGUUCUUCUAGGCUCUAGAGUUCAAAAUCAAAGCCCCUUCCAAUGUCUUCCCCGUGCCAAUACGGCUUGUACAUUUCAUGUAAAAAAAAAAGGCAAAGGAUGCACGCUGCUGUUUCGUGCGCAAAACUUUUGGCGGGUUUUUCGCACGAAAAGGAACGACCAACUUACUUUAUGCAUCGCAGACUACUACGCGAGAUUUACGUGGAAAUAAAAUCAUCGUCCUUGUUGAACGCGGUGUUUGACAUCUGAGACCACUGGUAGGGUACGUGGCGCCAUAUAGUAGCAGCUGUGCUUAUUAUCCGAGUCCGCCAUUGUUUGGCCACGUACUCUGA
Ixodes scapularis (black-legged tick) is the source of this 3282-nucleotide messenger RNA. Its product is annotated as aminopeptidase N. The transcript has 20 exons. NCBI's taxonomy places the organism in Eukaryota, Metazoa, Arthropoda, Arachnida, Ixodida, Ixodidae. Gene Ontology annotation, biological process: proteolysis; peptide catabolic process. Gene Ontology annotation, molecular function: zinc ion binding; peptide binding; metalloaminopeptidase activity. Bases 117 to 2951 code for a protein of 944 amino acids. The record is from RefSeq and is a predicted model, not a curated record. Gene Ontology annotation, cellular component: cytoplasm.